Alternaria ethzedia is the source of this 966-nucleotide messenger RNA. RefSeq lists its product as uncharacterized. The record is from RefSeq and is a predicted model, not a curated record. Bases 1 to 966 code for a protein of 321 amino acids. NCBI's taxonomy places the organism in Eukaryota, Fungi, Ascomycota, Dothideomycetes, Pleosporales, Pleosporaceae. The transcript has 4 exons.
AUGCUACUGCCGUAUACCGUCUUGGUUGUCUUGAAUUUCGUCUACCGAAUAAGCUACAUCGAUGACGAGGGCGUAUGCAUUAUUGGCAUGCAGAGGAUUGCCAUGCUACCCUUGAUCAUUUUCGAGGUCGUUGUGAACAUUUGCCUGACUGCUCUCUUCGUUGUUCCCCUCCGCAGUCUCUACUCGUAUCAAAACAACACAAACCCUACACUCCGUCGGAUAGCCAAGCGCUCGCUCAUGGGCUCCCUCGCCACCCUCACCACGUCCGUCGUCAACCUGACCGUCCUCAUGAUACUGCAAGGUGAACCAGCCUGGAUCUGCUUCAUCUGCUGCAACGCCGAUAUUCUGUUCUGUUCGCUGGUGCUACAUUGGGUCACAUCCAAAGACAAGACGAUGAUGACUACCGACGCAACGAGCGGUACGGGAGGCGAAAACAUUGGUUCAAGACACGGUACAACAUCACACCAAAGACGGCAAAGCAAGUUGAUGUACGGAGAAAACACAGAAGAAAAGCUGCGCAGUGAAAUCAUCACCAUCAAGGGCAUGGCCGACGUGUCGCCGACCGGCGGCAACAGCAUCAGCAUCAGCAGCAGCAGAACCAACAGCGGCGCAAACUCCCGAAGACCUAGCCUCAACGUUUUCCCUUGCUCGAUCAACACACACAAUCCACAUCACAACAACCGUCCGCAGACUUCACCACGUUUAGUGCUUUCGAGCGUCACAACGGAAUGCAAAUCCUCGUCCCCGCCCAGCAAAUUCCGCGCCCCAAGUCGCGGCAUGUAUCGCACACCCACACGAGAGGAGUUUGGGGAUGAGGUCGAGUUGAACAAUAUCAGGGUGCAGACUAUACAUACGAGGGAGGUGGAGAUUGAUGAGGAGGGGAGGGAGCGGACGGGGAGUGUGAGGAGUGAGGGGGAUGAGUGGGUUGGUCAUGAGCGGAGGGUCAUUGGGGAUGGUGUGGUUUGA